AUGGCAGAUCCAGAAGUGAAACUGCCGCUUGACCCAGUGGACCUGGAGAAUGACUCCUCGAAUCCCGACAUUGAGAAGGAGGAGCAGGAGAAGCGACCUCACCACGUCGAUUCUGCGAGCAGUCUGGCUUUUGAUAUUCAACGAUGCGACAACGAUGAGAUAGUAUGGCAUUACCUGACACACGAGACGGACCUGCCGUCACCAGCAUAUCUAUCACGAAGCAGCUAUGACGACACACGAUCACCACCGCCAGAAUGUCCGGAUGUAAAGAAGUACAUGUCACCUUUCAUGUGGGCUGCAAGGCAGAAGCAGAUCUUGACUUGGCUUUCUGUACUCGCGACGUGUCUGUGUGCGUAUGGAGCUGGUGCUUAUGCACCCGCUGAGGGCCAGAUGAUGCAGAAAUGGCAUAUAUCCGAGACUGCUAUCUCGGUGGGCAUAGGUACCUUUACCUGGGGAUUUGGAAUAGCCCCCAUGUUUCUUGCACCGUUCAGCGAGAUCCAAGGACGCCGCCCAGUCUUUGUCAUCACAGGCGUUCUAUGGGUGAUCUUCCAAAUGGUCUGCGCCGUGACACCAACCUACGCCGGCAUGAUCGUGGCACGAUUCCUAGUUGGCUGCUGCAGUAGUACUUUCAGCACUAUGGUUGGCGGUGUUGUCAGCGACAUCUACGCGGCCAAGGACCGCAACACUGCUAUGGCGCUAUUUGCUGGGGGUGCCAUCCUUGGUACAGGCCUGGGACCUCUCGUCUCUGGUUUCAUCGCACAGAAUCUCGAGUAUCGAUGGGUCUUCUGGGUCCAGGUCAUUACGAAUGGUUUGAUGAUCAUCCUCAUCGCUGCAUUCUUCAAGGAGACUCGUGGCUCCGUGUUACUGUCCCGCAAGGCAAAAGUGCUUAAUAAGUGGUACACUCAGCUUGAAGAGCAGGGCUACUACGGUAUGAUGAUGCCUACUUCCAAGAGCUCGCAGCACACAGCGCCGCAAAGGAUUCGUUGGAAAGUGAAGUCUGAUGAAGAGCGUGCGAGCAUCGGCAAGAUGAUCAGCGUAAGCUUGUACCGGCCCUUCCAUCUACUGGUGACAGAACCUGUGGUCUUCUUCUUCAGUCUAUGGGCGAGCUUUGCAUGGGGCGUGCUCUACUUGCUCUUCUCCGCUGUGCCGCUAGUCUUCCAGACCAAUCACGGAUUCGACCUGCAGCAAGCGAACGCUGUUUUCACUGCUACUGCCGUGGCUGGCAUACUGAGCUCGGCCAUAAGUGUCUACCAGGAAAAGUGGGCCCGCAUGUUCCUAAGUGAGAAGCGUCUCACUGUGCUCAAUACGCCUGAAGGCCGUCUUUACUUCGCUUGCAUCUGGUCUGCACUAUUACCUAUCGGCUGCUUUUGGUUCGGCUGGACAUCUUUCUCGUCUAUUUCGUGGAUUGUACCUGCGAUCGGCGUUGGAUGUGCGACAAUGGGUAUCUUCUCCAUUUAUCUUGCCGUCUUCAACUAUUUGGCGGAUUGCUACCACAUUUAUGCUAGCUCGGCCUUAGCAGCUCAGAGCUUUUGUCGAAAUAUGCUUGCUGGUGCUUUUCCACUCUUCACGCCGCAGAUGUUCCGGGCCAUGACGUUCGAGGGCGCGGGUAGUCUGCUUGGUGGUCUGGCUGCAUUGCUCACGGUCGUGCCCUGGGUACUUGUGUUCUUUGGUCCGAAGAUUAGGGCGAGGAGUAAGAUUGCAAGCCAGAUUAUGGAGAAGCCAUGA
Recurvomyces mirabilis is the source of this 1725-nucleotide messenger RNA. RefSeq lists its product as uncharacterized. NCBI's taxonomy places the organism in Eukaryota, Fungi, Ascomycota, Dothideomycetes, Mycosphaerellales, Teratosphaeriaceae. The record is from RefSeq and is a predicted model, not a curated record. Gene Ontology annotation, biological process: transmembrane transport. Gene Ontology annotation, cellular component: plasma membrane. The transcript is spliced from 2 exons. Gene Ontology annotation, molecular function: transmembrane transporter activity. Bases 1 to 1725 code for a protein of 574 amino acids.